GAAUGGCGCUCGGCGCGGUAUUUUGAACAAUCGCCUUUUCCUUUCCUCGUUUUAUCUGGAAACGUCGCCCAGCGUAAAAAUCUCUGGGUUAACAGAGAGCUGAGACUUUGCAAGCAUGGAUGUGGUGUCACCAGAGCUCAACAGCCUCCUUCCUGAUGAGAUCAUGGAUACUGAGGCCAUAGAGGACGUCCCUCACUCCCAACCUGACGCCGCCACAGUCGAGUCAGAGCCCAGUGACGAUACAUCGGUCCCGAUGGAAACGGAUACACCUGUGGCUUCAGAAAAUUUGAGCCUGUGUUCAGAUGCCGCUGCAACAGAACCCACUCAGGUUCUAACCACCUCCGUGGCCCCAGACUCUACCCUCAGCAUCAGCUCGGGAAGUCAGAUUCCUGUCUCCAUUUCCAGUUCAUCCUCACCCCUUCUUACCCUAAAACCAGCCCUGGCUACUUCCACAGCCACUACCAAAACUACAGAUAGUGUGACUGGGACUGUCUCUACAAGUGGGCUACAGAAACUCACGGCUCCGUUCACCAUCUCUCCCGCAAACCAUCAGAUCAUUCUCAACAAGGUGGCCUCAUCUCAAGCCACAGAGGCAGCAAAGUCUGCAGGCACCCCUCCCCAGGUCAUCAAGCAGGAAGGACAAAAACUCUUGGUUACAGCCAUUGGAAAAUCGGGGCAACCUAUAGUGCUGCAGUUACCCCACACAGGCAGCAAGCCUGGCAUUUCACAGGCCUCAGGAGACACCAAGGCUCAAGCACCACAGUUUAAAGUGGUGACCAUUGGUGGGAGGUCGGAGCUGAAGCCUGUGGUGGGCAGUGCUAGCAACCAGGUGACCACAUUACAGGCCCAGCAGCUGAAGGCAGUACAGAUUACUAAGAAAACACCAACAUCCUCAGCUGCACCAAUCAAGUUCAUCAUCACAAAAACUGUUAACAGCAAAGGCCUGAGUCCGCAGACAUCAGUUCCUCCUGUUAUUGCUGGACGAGUCUUAACACAGAAUUCCCCAGUGAUGCCCCCAAGGACCAUUACGCUGUCUGAACCCCACAACACUACUAUACAGAGCAUCCCUGGGAAAAAGAUUGCCAUUUCACCUCUUAAGAGUCCCAGCAAGGUAACUGUGGUGUCUGUGGCUUCCCCGACCUCCAACACCUCUCAGAAGUCAGUAGCUCUGCCCGUCAAUGUAGCACUCGGCCAGCAGAUCCUCACAGUCCAGCAGUCCACGUCUGCAUCUCCCGUCAAGGUGGCCACCAACCAAACCGCAGCACAGAAUAUUAAACCAGUGCAGUCUGUGGCUGUGGGAGGAGUCGGUGGCUCCCAGUUCAAGACCAUCAUCCCACUGGCCACCCAGCCGAAUGUACAGCAGAUUCAGGUGCCAGGAAGCCGGUUUCACUAUGUCCGCCUCGUCACAGCGACCACGGCGAGCAGCACAGGACAGCCCAGUGGUCCCAGCACCAGCUCCAUACAGACAGCUAAACCUAUGGUGGUCAGUGCAGGAGCAGUGAGGAUGUCGGUCCCCAUCGUCCCAGCACAGACCAUGAAACAGGUGGCACCUAAGCCCUUAACAUCAGCAGCACAAGUAGUAACCACCACUCAGACCCAGCAACGCCUGAUCAUGCCUGCAACUCCGCUACCCCAGAUCCAGCCCAACUUCACCAACCUCCCCCCAGGCACCGUCCUGGCACCAGCUCCCGGAGGCGGGAACGUGGGCUACGCAGUCGUGCCAGCACAAUAUGUAACACAGCUCCAGCAGUCACCUUUUGUGACCCUGGCCAGCAGCUCUGGUUUCCCUGCGCCCGCUGGUAUCCAGACUCAGGCCAGACUGCCACUUAAUGGCCUGUCGACAGCAGAAACAACCUCAAGACCAAGGAAACCGUGCAACUGCACCAAGUCACAGUGUCUCAAGCUAUACUGUGACUGCUUUGCAAAUGGAGAGUUCUGCAAUAAUUGUAACUGCAAUAACUGCUUCAAUAACCUGGAGCAUGAAACAGAACGUCUCAAAGCUAUCAAGACGUGUCUGGACCGGAAUCCAGAGGCCUUCAAACCUAAGAUCGGUAAAGGUAAAGAGGGAGAGUCGGAUCGUCGGCACAGCAAAGGGUGCAACUGCAAACGAUCAGGCUGCCUGAAGAACUACUGCGAGUGCUACGAGGCGAAGAUCAUGUGCUCGUCCAUUUGUAAAUGCAUCGGCUGCAAGAACUUUGAGGAGAGCCCGGAGAGGAAGACGCUGAUGCACUUGGCCGACGCAGCUGAAGUGAGAGUACAGCAGCAGACGGCAGCCAAGACCAAGCUGUCCUCACAGAUCUCAGACCUGCUCAUGCGGACGACACCUGUUAUUUCAAGUGGAGGCGGGAGGCUGCCGUACACGUUUGUAACAAAGGAGGUGCUGGAAGCAACGUGCGAGUGUCUGCUGGAACAGGCCAAAAAGGCAGAACAGACUCAUCAGCCUCAGGCCGAAGCGGAGAGGAUGAUCCUGGAGGAGUUCGGACACUGCCUCAUGAGGAUAAUCAGUUCGGCAGGAAAAGCCAAAGCAGACUGUGCAUCCAUCAACUGCUAGGCCGAGCACUCGUAAGGUCCUCCACUCUCUUACCGGCCCUCGGCUGUGGGGGCCGAGAGGCAUGGAUUACUCAGCACUCUGUCUCGGACCCCUGGGGUUUCUCUCCUGCAGGGAAACAGGUUGUCUCCCUCAUCAGAAGGUAGAACAAUGGCCUGAUAGUAGACAGAUCCCCCUGCCUGGGCCAGACUGAGGCCAGCUGGAAUAAUAAACAUGGAACAGGUGUUUGGGCUGUUCACCUACUAACUGAAGGACAAAUGGACAGAGCAAACUGCCUCUGAAGGAUCUGCCUUCAAAACUCACAUUCACCUGGCUCUGAUGAACAGAACUGCCUGAGCAAGGUAGCGCUGAACAGGAAUUUAAACGUCUUUACACUUUAUUUUCCCUACAAUUCUCUAUCAAAUCUGUUCUCCGGACUUUUGUUCUUCCAUUUUUAUUCAGUUUUUCUUUCUCUUUCCCCAUUUUGAGGUUUUUGAAAACAACGCCUGUAAUUUUUAUGUAAUCAGUACAUUUGUGCUUACAGUAGACAAACAGAACAUGUAUCUUUUGAUAUUUAUUUUGACAAGUAUUUGUAAUAAUUGUGAGCGCUAAUAUUGUGUGGCUUCUAGUGCUGCAAACUAUUGAUCAUUAACCAUGGCUAGGCUAAAUUCUUUCAAUGAAAUUGAGUAGAGGCAAUCUUUUAGGUUUUAUCCUAAAUGCAGUUGUAAGAUGAAAUCACACAUUAUGCAUUAUGCUCAAACAGACACAAACACACGCACACUCUUGUACUUCUUUGUGAGGACACUCAUUGGCAUAAUGCAUUCCCUAGCCCCUUACCUUAACCUGAACCAUCACAACUAAAUGCCUUACCCUAACCCUUUGAAGGUGUGUCAGAAAAUGUGGACCGUCCAAAAUAUCCAGACUUCCUAAAGUCUAUAAAUCAAACUAGUCCUCAAAAAAAGAUCGUAAGUACACACACACACACACACACACACACACACACACACACACACACACACACACACAGCUCAGAGUAGUUGGCUAGAUUGGCAGAGAUACACAUUUCUUCUGGUGCUGUUUUCUGUUUUAUUAGUCACAUGCUUACUGUACAUUAAAAACACCAUUAACUGAAAAAA
This is a messenger RNA of Seriola dumerili (greater amberjack), 3663 nucleotides long. RefSeq names its product lin-54 DREAM MuvB core complex component (gene lin54). Gene Ontology annotation, cellular component: nucleus. NCBI's taxonomy places the organism in Eukaryota, Metazoa, Chordata, Actinopteri, Carangiformes, Carangidae. Bases 116 to 2551 code for a protein of 811 amino acids. The transcript is spliced from 14 exons. The record is from RefSeq and is a predicted model, not a curated record. Gene Ontology annotation, biological process: regulation of DNA-templated transcription.